Molecule: messenger RNA, 467 nt
Organism: Eurypyga helias (sunbittern)
Lineage: Eukaryota; Metazoa; Chordata; Aves; Eurypygiformes; Eurypygidae
Gene: TNFRSF9
Product: tumor necrosis factor receptor superfamily, member 9
Exons: 4
Biological process (GO): regulation of cell population proliferation
Cellular component (GO): external side of plasma membrane
Molecular function (GO): cytokine binding; signaling receptor activity
Source: RefSeq, a predicted model, not a curated record
GUUGCCAAACUUGCCGCUAUGGAACUUUCAAUGAUCAGCCCAAUGGCUCCUGUAAAAACUGGACAAAAUGCUCUGCAAACCAGGUCCUGGAGCCUGGAACCGCAACGAAAGAUGUCACUUGCAAACACGCUUCCGAUAAUCCCGCUGUAGUCACUACUCCAGCUACCACCUCUCCUGCAAUUCCGUUUGCUGUCACCGUGCCUGGGAAUGACCUCCAGAUGGACCUUGUCAGAGUUUCUCUUGUGGUAGCGGGGCUGCUGUGCGUAGUGUUUCUGCUGCCUGCGUGCGUAUGCCUCAGUAUCUGGCAGAAAAAGAAACUACACGCUGUCUUCAAGAAAAUGCAUACCACACCCGAACAGUCAAUUCAGGAAGAUGAUGCCUGCAGCUGCCGCUUUCCUGAGGAAGAACAAGGUGAAUAUCAGGACCGUGGCAAAUCCACAGAAUUCAGAGAUCUUUUGGUGAACUAG